AUGGAGAAUUUGGCCGGCACACUGUUGGACAGCAAUCUGCAGAUGACCCUGCCCUACGGCAUUGGCAUGCACCAUGCCGGCCUGCGAGACAAGGACAGGCGUAUCGUGGAGGAACUCUUUGUCAACCAGAAAAUACAGCCCCUUUGUAGCCUCUUCAUCAUCGUCCUGCCCUUUGAGCAUAUGCUUGCCUAA
Molecule: messenger RNA, 192 nt
Organism: Dibothriocephalus latus
Lineage: Eukaryota; Metazoa; Platyhelminthes; Cestoda; Diphyllobothriidea; Diphyllobothriidae
Source: the annotation of a GenBank genome assembly